GUGCCGGCCGAAAUUUUUUGGAACCGGACCGUUGCCUGGGCUUGGUCGUCGUAUUGAACGUCGUACUCAACUCCCUGCUUGCCCUCUGUGCCGGCCAUGUCGCCUUCUUUGACCCGUGAGCAAGUAUCGUCUGCUCAGGUUGAUGGCAACUAUUCCAUUAAGCCCGAAAAUACGCCAAAGCUCGACACUUCUCAAUGGCCUUUACUGUUAAAAAACUACGACAAGCUGCUUGUGCGCUCUGGACACUUUACGCCAAUCCCUGCAGGAUGCGUCCCGCUCAAACGUGACAUUACCUCUUAUAUAAAAUCUGGCGUAAUCAACCUCGACAAGCCGUCGAAUCCUUCCUCCCAUGAAGUGGUCGCUUGGCUUCGAAGAAUUCUCCGCGUUGAAAAGACUGGUCACAGCGGUACACUUGACCCCAAAGUCACUGGAUGCUUGAUUGUCUGUAUAGACCGUGCGACGAGACUGGUAAAGUCCCAGCAGGGUGCUGGAAAGGAGUAUGUCUGCGUGCUCCGCCUUCACGCUAACCUUCCAGAUCCUACCGCCCUCCCUCGUUCCCUCCAAACAUUGUCUGGUGCUCUCUUCCAGAGGCCUCCUCUAAUAUCCGCGGUCAAACGUCAACUCCGGAUUCGCACCAUCUAUGAGUCAAAGCUCCUUGAGUUCGAUGAUAAACGGAACCUGGCAGUUUUCUGGGUAUCAUGUGAAGCUGGAACUUAUAUACGAACGCUUUGCGUGCAUCUUGGUUUGAUUUUGGGCGUUGGUGGGCAUAUGCAGGAGCUUCGUCGUGUGAGGAGUGGUGCCAUGUCUGAAAACGACGACAUGGUCACCAUGCACGACGUUUUGGACGCGCAGUGGAUGUAUGACAAUACCCGUGAUGAGUCCUACCUACGCCGAGUCAUCCGACCAUUGGAAUGCCUGAUGGUUGGUUAUAAGCGCAUUGUCGUCAAGGACAGUGCUGUGAACGCUGUAUGCUACGGUGCAAAACUCAUGAUCCCCGGUCUCCUGAGAUACGAGGCUGAUAUAUCCUUGAACGAGGAAGUCGUCUUAAUGACUACAAAAGGUGAGGCAAUAGCUCUGGGUAUUGCCCAGAUGUCCACUGUCGAGUUAGCUACGUGCGACCACGGUGUUGUUGCGAAAGUGAAGCGGUGUAUCAUGGAGCGUGAUACGUACCCUCGGCGCUGGGGUCUUGGACCCGUUGCGUUGAAGAAAAAGAAGAUGGUCAAGGACGGCAAGUUGGGCAAACAUGGUGAAAAGCUUGAGGGUGUCACCCCUACCGACUGGAGCAAAGACUACGUUGACUACACCCGCGAUGAGAACCCACAGGCGGGACCGUCCACAGUGCCAACGGCACCAGCGCCUGUAGCAGCACCUGAAUCGAAAGACGCAGUGGAGACAGAGCCCAAAGAAAAGGAGAAAAAGCGGAAGAGAAAAUCAGAAGUGCCAGCUCCAGAUGAAGAAGUGAAGGUCGUAGAUGAAGAUGCUGAACGUGCUGAGCGCAAGCGUCGGAAGAAGGAGAAAAAGGCUGCAAAGGAGGCUGAAGGCGCUGAAGAGGACGAAGACGCCCGUCGCGAACGGAAACGACUGAAGAAAGAGAAGAAAGCGAAGGAGGCUGAAGGCGAGUGAUAUGUUGAUAUGUUGUAUUAUAGUUUUUCUUUAUUAUCUUAUAAUGCUAUCCUUGGCUUUUCUGUG
Desarmillaria tabescens is the source of this 1689-nucleotide messenger RNA. Its product is annotated as putative rRNA pseudouridine synthase. Gene Ontology annotation, molecular function: RNA binding; pseudouridine synthase activity. The transcript is spliced from 6 exons. Bases 97 to 1623 code for a protein of 508 amino acids. NCBI's taxonomy places the organism in Eukaryota, Fungi, Basidiomycota, Agaricomycetes, Agaricales, Physalacriaceae. The record is from RefSeq and is a predicted model, not a curated record. Gene Ontology annotation, cellular component: box H/ACA snoRNP complex. Gene Ontology annotation, biological process: snRNA pseudouridine synthesis; box H/ACA sno(s)RNA 3'-end processing; rRNA pseudouridine synthesis.